AUGGAUCAAAGAGGCAGAAAUGAAUCGGCAUUCUUCUCAUUUAUUGAGCGAAAUACGACUUAUGCAACUCCGGGAUUGUACGAUCUCAAUUUGGAGGAUGCGACAUGGGUCCUUACGUCAUCUUUCAUCAUCUUCACGAUGCAAACGGGUUUCGGGAUGCUCGAAUCUGGAUGUGUUUCAGUGAAAAAUACCGUCAACAUUAUGAUGAAAAAUAUCAUCGAUGUCGUUCUCGGCGGAUUCACAUAUUGGCUUUUCGGAUAUGGCUUGUCGUUCGGAAGAAGCAGUUACACGAAUCCAUUUAUAGCUUUUGGGGACUUUUUGAUGGAUCCAGCGCCGGGAGAUCCUUUGAUGGGACAAAUGUUUGCGGCGUUUCUCUUUCAAUUGUCCUUUUCGACGACAGCAACGACGAUUGUGAGUGGCGCGAUGGCUGAAAGAUGCAAUUUUAAGGCUUAUUGUAUCUUUUCGUUCUUCAAUACGAUCGUUUAUUGUUUGCCUGCGGGAUGGGUUUGGGGCGAACAUGGAUUUUUACGGAAAAUGGGAAGUGUUGAUAUCGCAGGAAGCGGACCUGUGCAUCUCGUUGGAGGAGCUUCAGCAUUUGCCUCGGCUGUUAUGUUAGGUCCUCGUCUCGGGAGAUAUCAAAAUGGAUCAGAUCCGUUGCCUUUGGGAAAUCCUGUGAAUGCAUGUAUGGGACUUUUUGUACUUUGGUGGGGUUGGUUAGCGUUCAAUUCAGGGUCAACGUAUGGCGUAUCUGGAAAGAAAUGGGGAUAUGCAGCAAGAGGAGCAGUCAUGACUAUGAUGGGAAGCUUUGGAGGAGGCAUGUUUAGUGUUUGUUACUCAUUUCUCCGCAACGACGGCAAACUCGACAUCUUAGAUCUCAUAAACGGCGUUCUCGGAUCUUUAGUUUCCGUUACAGCUGGAUGUUAUUUGUACAGCGGAUGGGAUGCUAUUGCCGUCGGAUUCAUCGGAUCAAUUCUCGCUUGUUUUACGAUGCCUCUUUUCGACAGAAUGCGCGUUGAUGAUCCCGUUGGCGCAAGUUCCGUGCAUGGCGUUUGUGGUUUAUGGGGCGUUCUUGCAGUCGGAAUUUUCGCAAAUUGUCCCGUUGGACUUGAAACCACGAACGGGCGAAAAGGUUUGAUCAAAGGCGGAGGCUCGUAUUUACUUGGAAUACAGGCGUUAACAGCAAUUUGUCUCAUGGGAUGGAGUUUACUGACAACAUUCUCCUUACUCUUUAUAAUUAAUAAAUUUGUACCGAUUCGCAUGUCAGCGAACGAAGAAUUGUUGGGAGCUGAUCUCGUCGAACACAAAAUCCGUCAUUCGUCGAUUGGAAUAAGUCGAGCGUUGUCAGCUUUAGUGCCGGGCAAUGAAGAAUUGGAAGAAUUUACGGGUGUUCCUCAAGUUGGACAGAAUCCGGGACAUCUUGGAAUUAUAAAUGACAUGAGAAUCGCAACGAAAAAAAUCCACGAAUGGAAAAAUUUCAUGGAUACUCGAAGCACUUCGGUUCGUAGAUCCAUCGAAAAGAGAAAUAGUUUAUACAGCGGGACAAUUCGUGAAGCUAUACGGAAGCAAAGUGCUCGAAUAGGCGAUAGUUCAAGUGCAGGCAUCAAAACAGAAAAUGAGAUACAUACCAUAUCCGAUGGAAAACUCAAGCCUGGAACGGAAAAUUUCGCAUGGAUUGAUUAA
Messenger RNA from Culicoides brevitarsis, 1680 nucleotides. Its product is annotated as putative ammonium transporter 2. The record is from RefSeq and is a predicted model, not a curated record. The coding region runs from base 1 to 1680 and encodes 559 amino acids. Lineage: Eukaryota; Metazoa; Arthropoda; Insecta; Diptera; Ceratopogonidae. The transcript is spliced from 4 exons. Gene Ontology annotation, cellular component: plasma membrane. Gene Ontology annotation, biological process: ammonium homeostasis; ammonium transmembrane transport. Gene Ontology annotation, molecular function: ammonium channel activity.